This is a messenger RNA of Parasteatoda tepidariorum (common house spider), 1054 nucleotides long. It is a transcript of the gene kri, whose product is annotated as uracil phosphoribosyltransferase krishah. Lineage: Eukaryota; Metazoa; Arthropoda; Arachnida; Araneae; Theridiidae. The record is from RefSeq and is a predicted model, not a curated record.
AUAUUAACGCUAACCGUAGUUAUUAUGAAAUUCCUGUUUACAUAUGGUUUUCUGUUUAUAUUUUAGUUUUCAUUCUAAGUUGAAUUAGCAAAAAAUUAUUUUAUCCUUAAAUUUUUUAUUGUCUCAUAUAUAUGCUUCUUCCGUUUGCGUAUUAUAAAUUUAAAUAAUAUGCAGGUAGAAAUGCCUGAUGUAUUAAAACCUUGCAAUCAGGCAAAUGUUAAUUCUGAUAUUAAAACUGAUGCAUUCGGGCCUAACUUUAAGAUUAUUCUUAUAAAUGAUCAAGUCAGAGAACUUCAAACUGUUAUUCGAGAUAAGAAUACGAAUAGAAGUGAUUUUGUUUUCUAUGCUGAUCGUUUGAUUAGACUUGUUGUUGAAGAAGGUUUAAAUCAACUGCCUUAUAAAAGAUGUUCUAUUACUACACCAACAGGUGGAACUUAUGAAGGUUUGAAAUAUUUGAAAGGAAACUGUGGUGUCAGCAUAGUUAGAAGUGGCGAAGCAAUGGAACAAGGAUUGAGAGAUUGUUGCCGUUCAAUCCGUAUUGGAAAGAUAUUAAUUCAAAGUGAUGAGGACACCCAUGAAGCCCAUGUAGUGUAUGCUAAGUUUCCGGAUGAUAUUUCUUCUAGAAAAGUUCUACUCAUGUAUCCUAUUAUGAGUACUGGAAAUACUGUUAUCAAAUCUGUCAAGGUAUUAAAAGACCAUGGAGUCAAAGAAGACAACAUUAUUUUGCUGAAUUUAUUCUGUACGCCUCAUGCUGCUACUUCUGUGAUGAAAGCAUACCCAACUAUGACAAUACUAACUUCUGAAGUCCAUCCAAUUGCUCCCAACCAUUUUGGGCAGAAAUAUUUUGGCACUGAUUGAAAUUUUGUUUUCUGUUCCUAAAUUGUGUUCAUCACUUUUAGUCUGCUUUAGUCAUACGGUGUACAUCCAACUGUAAAAAAGAUGAGAAAUUUUGUUUUAGUUUUUUUCCCCUUGUGAUAUCAUGUGUAUAAAUAUCAGAAAAUUUAAUUUAUUAUAUUUGUUACAUUUUGCAAUAAAGUGUUUACAUUACAUAUAA